Messenger RNA from Nematolebias whitei (Rio pearlfish), 2198 nucleotides. It is a transcript of the gene cep63, whose product is annotated as centrosomal protein 63. The transcript has 13 exons. The record is from RefSeq and is a predicted model, not a curated record. Gene Ontology annotation, cellular component: centriole. Gene Ontology annotation, biological process: de novo centriole assembly involved in multi-ciliated epithelial cell differentiation; centriole replication. NCBI's taxonomy places the organism in Eukaryota, Metazoa, Chordata, Actinopteri, Cyprinodontiformes, Rivulidae.
AUGGAGGCUUCUAUGGAACCAGCACAAAAUCCUGAUUUAAGCUCUGUCCUGUCCUCCUGUGAGCCAGAGCUUCAGGAGCUCAUGAGGCAGAUCGACAUUAUGAUCAACCAUCAAAAGAGGGAGUGGGAGGCUGAGGUCCGCGCCUUGGAGCUCAGGGUCAGGAGCAGAGAAGAAGAGCUGUUAACCUCCAACAACAUCAUUAACCAAAGGAACCUGGAGAUUAAAUUACUUCACAAGCAGCUUGAAAACAUCGAGCCUAAUCGCCACGAGUUAGUUUCCAAGUAUGAGCAACAACUGCAGAAGGUCAAAGAAGAGCUGGACAAGUUAAAGAGAAGUUACCAGAAGCUUCAGCGCAAGCAGCUCAAGGAUGCAAAUACAGGAGCCAAAGAGACGAUGCUUUCAAAGGUGAGCUGCCUGUGUGGAUAUCUUGUCCUGAGUUUUCUUUCCCACCAUCUCCUGGUGUAGAUUAUUCAUCCUCACACGUUCCUGCAGGAACAGCACCACAACCAGCUGACAACUCUGGAAGCCCAGAAUAAGAGCCUGAUGGAGGAGCUCUCUGACCUGAAAGUAAGAGCUUCGCACCGGGAGUGCUGUUCAGAGAUGCAGCAGCUCCGUGCUCAACUGGAGAAGGCUCAGGCCACUCUGCACUCACAGGAGCUGCAACUGGAGCAUCUGCAGCCGUUUGAGACGCUGAGCGGACCGUACCAGGAACAUCUGCUGUCAGGACAGACGGAGCUCUACGCCACGCUGGACUCCCAGGAUGCAUUUCUGCACAGAAACAGUCAGGAGCACCAAAGCCUUUGUAAUGAAGCUGCUGCACUCAAACAAGUGCUGCAAGCUAAAGAGCAGGUCAUCCGCUCUCUGGAGGACUGCCUGGCAGCUCAGGGCUGCGCCACAGUGGAAACCCUCAGGAAGGAGCUGGAGACGACUGCAGCCAGGCUUCAGAGGGCUCAAACAUGUGAGGUCCACCUGAAGGCAGAGCUCUCGCGUCUGAGAGAGAGACUGGAAUAUAUGAGCAGACAGCAAGGUGAACACUCCAACCUGGAGCAGGAACUGAGGGACGUUACAGCAGCCCAUGCCUCCUCUGCUGCUGAAAUCACAAAGCUCAAAGAGGAGCUUCAGAGAGCCAGGCAGACCCACAGCAGGGAGGUCGAUGGGAUGAGGAAGGAGGUGUUGAAGCUGACGGCUGAGCUGCACCAGCGAGACCUCACCAUCGUGGCUCCGAGCGCCUCCUCGUCCAGCAUCGAGCAGCAGCUGAGAGACGAGGUGGAGCGAGCCGAGCACAAGGCGGCUGAGCUUAAAAUGACUCGGGCGCAGCUGGAGACUGUACAAGCAGAGAAGCAGCGUCUGAAGGAUCUCCUGCAGCCUCGCUCCCCACAGAGGGGGGGUCCCUCUGCAGCUUCGCUGAGGGGGGGCCACAUGUCGUCCCUGAGCUGCCUGGAACAGGAAAACCACCAGUUAAGACUGGAACUUGCCAAGCUGCGGCCUCAGCUGGACGCUUCGAACCAAGCCUGUCAGGAGAAGUAUGAACGUGCUCUGCUCAGCCACGCCUCGGUGGACCGGCCACAGCUGGACCAGGACCGGCCACAGCUGGACCAGGACAGGUAGAUGGCACCGCCAAAUGGCUUCGAGUUUCAGGCGCAGGAGAACACCACUCGUUAUGAAGGAGAGAUCCAGAGGCUGUUUAAAAAGCUUCAGACUCUGUCUCAGACCCCCACGGAGCAGAACCGGGUCCACGGGGCUCAUUCUCCCUCCUCCUCCUCGUCCAGCAGCAGCACCAGGCUGACCAGGAGAAACUCAGUGCCAGCAAGUCCCAAUAAACGUGCUCCUGAGGGUUCAGGCUCAGAAGACUGUCAGACCUCAGGCUCCAUGGAGGAAGGGGUUCCCUCUCCUUCAGAGGGGGUUCUGUCAGUGUCGCCUGCACAUGGCGUGAUCGGUUGUUUCCUGGAGGAGGAGCGCUUGCAGUCCGAGGAGCUGAUGCAGAAACUGGACCUCCACAUCCAGGGGAUGAGAGAGCGCAACGCCAGGACAGUGUCCAAAUACCGGACCGGCGGCUCAGGACCCGAAGCGGAUCAAGGUUCUGAGCAGAGCGGCCGGCUUUAAUGUGUUUGAUAAAUGAGAGCAACCUGAACAAGCACGAUUCACGUGUUUUUUUGAACCGUCCAGAGGACCAGACUUGACUUUUUUAGAUUUUCUAC